Molecule: messenger RNA, 1689 nt
Organism: Prosopis cineraria
Lineage: Eukaryota; Viridiplantae; Streptophyta; Magnoliopsida; Fabales; Fabaceae
Product: late embryogenesis abundant protein D-29
Exons: 2
Coding region: 461-1510 (349 amino acids)
Source: RefSeq, a predicted model, not a curated record
UCAUUUUCCUUUUUUGGUGAAAUAUCAUCGUUACUUUUCAUUUGCAUGAUAUUUGACAUUUGCCACAAAACAGAACUCUAGAGAAAGAUAGCGAGAUACAAAAAGGCGGAACGUACCAUCCGAAUAUAUGAAGCAGGCACAAUAAACUACACCGGACUACUUAUCCUCUUGCUCAUUCGGUGCAUCCCUGUUCCAUCCACUCUUCGACACGCACCUAAUUCCGGAAACAGCCGCGCUAAACCAGAAUGAUGAAAAUGUGACACCUUGCUUCCCAUAACUGCCACGUUGCUCCUCAUCAUUCAAACCAUUCCACGUGGCAUAACCUCCUUAUAGCCCCCCAUCAACUGCCUCCCUUAUAAACCCCUUCAGCAACCGCUUUUUUCAGCGGUCUGCUUUCAAGUUACAAGUCCCCAAUAUUUUCUCACGUCGAGUCUUCGGUUGUGUUAUUUGGGCGACGCGAAUGGGAAUGGGUUCCAGGGUGGUUUUCUUGAUGCUGAUGGUGUGGCUUGUCAUGUUCGGCUUGCGUUGCAACUCCUCCAGUGGGGGCCACAUGCCAUCAAACAAAGAGGAAGCUAAUGAUUUUCACGAAGCCAAAGCCGAGACCAUGAAAGCUGCGGAGAAGGCGGCCGAGACGGCAAAAGAGGGGAAAGAAGCCACAGAGUCAUGGACAGAGUGGGCUAAAGAGAAAAUCUCCGAAGGCCUUGGCCUCAAGCAUGAUGAUCCCACUAGCAAAGUUCCUGAUUACGCCUCCAACACUGCUCACAAGACCAAGGAUUACGCCUCCAACACUGCUCACAAGACCAGGGAUUACGCCGGCGAUGCUGCUCAGAAGACACAAGAACAUGCCGGGGAUGCGGCUCAGAAGGCCAAGGAAUAUGCGGGCGAUGCGGCUCAGAAGAGCAAAGAUUAUGCGGGUGAUGUUUCAGGCAAGACAAAAGAUUAUGCCAGUGAUGCUGCACAGAAGACGAAGCAAUAUGCCUCUGACGCUGCUAAAAAAACCAAGGAUAAGGUCCAGGACGUCGCUUCUGGGGCAGGUCAGUACGUGAAAGAUGCAGCGACCGAGAGGAUGAGGGACAUGAAGGACGCUGCUGCAGAGAAAGCGCAAUACAUUAAGAAUGUAGCGACGGGCACUGCGGAUUCUGCAAAGGACAAGGCGAGUUGGGCAUCCGAGAAGGCACAGGAGGCUGCUAAUAAAUCAUCAGAGAAAAUGAAGGAAGCGAAGGGAAAAGCAUACGAGAAGGCGCAAGAGGCGAAGGAGAGAGCGUCAGAGAGGGCAGAGCAAGCCAAGGAGGCUGCGAAGGAGAUGGGAGAGAGGAGGGCGGAGGAGACCAGGGAGAGGGAGGCGGAGGCGGAGGAGCAGCUGAACCGGGCAAAGGACAAGUCUAGAGAGGGUUACGAGACCGCAAAAGACAUGGCGGAGGAGGCCCUCGAGUCUGCUAAGGACACCAUCGCCUCCAACUACGAGGCCGCCAAGAAGAAGUCUCAGCAAGGCCGUGAUGCUGAGCUGUGACCUGCUAUUGCAUCCCAUGCCGCGUACGAGUUACCGUGCUUGUUUCAUGUAUUCCACUGUUAAGCUGCUAUACUACACUGCACACAUUUUGCAUACGUUUGGCAUGUUCGCGUGUAGCUUUUUCAGUUAAAGCACUUGUGAUAUGAUCACCAACCUCUGCAUUCUUGUUCUUUAUGAAA